AUGCGUUUCGCUGCUUUUCUCUCGUUGGGCCUCGGCGCCAAUAUCGCAAUCGCAAGUGUGUGUAAGCCGCGAAGUCGAACAUCGAGUGACUCUAGUACAGUGUCUACUGAGCCUGUGUCUACGUCGACGGGAUCUAUUGCUCUCUCUACUACAACUACAGACGUCAUGGCAGAGAGUACAACCUCCGACGAAUUAUCUAUCAGUAUCACAUUCACCGACGACGGUAAAACUUCUACCGAGGCGACCGAAUCACAGAGCGCUAGCGUUGAGCUCUCAGCUUCCACUGCUACAGAAACGGCUACAACUGAAAUCCCUACUACGACUGCUGAAACCACUGCGACGGCUGAGGUCACGACAUCUGCUGAAGCAACCACGACGUACGAGACUACCACCACCGAAGACACAUUUGUGCCGAUUCCCACCUUCAAUAUCAAGGCCCUAGGCUCAGACAUCGACGGCCAAUUGUUGCGAGGCGAUCCAGUUGUAUAUAACAACAUCGGCUGGUACACGCCCUCUCCCCCAGUUCUGACACUCUCUAUCGAAGAUAACACCAACUAUGUACGAGAGAUAAACACCGGGAAAUACUUGUGCGUUGCAUUCGGGGGUGACGGUUUCCCAAACUCCAAUAUGCUCUGCGACCCUAGUAAUCCCAUGGCCGGAGUUGUACCCCUCACAUGCGAACAGACUCGCGACCGAAAGCUCAAGUGCUCUGCGCCAGCUGGUGAAUGCCACUUGGACGAGAUGUCAGACACUACCAAUUGCUGGACGGUUUCUGGUACCUGGGACAAGUUCUUUGUGAUCCAUGGUAGGAUAAUCAACACUCCUGCUCUUGUCAUGGCAUCGAGUAGCGAUCUUUCCACGCCCAACGAUAUGGAAGCCAUCGAGCUUCAUCUCGUUCCCUAUGCGGAUUAA
Fusarium proliferatum ET1 is the source of this 912-nucleotide messenger RNA. RefSeq lists its product as uncharacterized. The record is from RefSeq and is a predicted model, not a curated record. Lineage: Eukaryota; Fungi; Ascomycota; Sordariomycetes; Hypocreales; Nectriaceae. The transcript is spliced from 2 exons. Bases 1 to 912 code for a protein of 303 amino acids.